UGCGUGGAUCGACGCGUUCUCUGUAAAAGGGGGAAAAAAAAGUAUGUAUAUCGAAAAGUUGUUGGUUUAGAAAUAUUUAGACGACAUUUAACUGUGUGUGAUAUAUUAUGUCAAAGACAAGGAUGACAUAAACGUUCAAACAAAAACGCUGUACGAUAUUUGAAAAUAUAGAGGGUGCUCGAAAGUUCGAGCGGGAGUGUAUACACUGGGAGUGGAACAUUUUCGUCGAUGGGUUACGUGACGAGCGCCUUUAUUCUCGCUUUCAUGCGACAUGAAACGCUGCCGAGCACGAUGGUA
This is a messenger RNA of Heterotrigona itama, 297 nucleotides long. The record is from the annotation of a GenBank genome assembly. NCBI's taxonomy places the organism in Eukaryota, Metazoa, Arthropoda, Insecta, Hymenoptera, Apidae.